Messenger RNA from Xenopus tropicalis (tropical clawed frog), 5409 nucleotides. RefSeq names its product zinc finger, DHHC-type containing 24 (gene zdhhc24). Lineage: Eukaryota; Metazoa; Chordata; Amphibia; Anura; Pipidae. Gene Ontology annotation, molecular function: acyltransferase activity; protein-cysteine S-palmitoyltransferase activity; palmitoyltransferase activity. Gene Ontology annotation, cellular component: membrane. Bases 1196 to 2068 code for a protein of 290 amino acids. The record is from RefSeq and is a predicted model, not a curated record. The transcript has 4 exons.
UUAAUUUGCAAUUUGUCUGACUGCUCUUGGAAAGAAGCUGUUAAAUAGUUUUAGCUCCUAGCUUUUAUGCUUUUAGGCCUUCGGUGUCUAAAAGAAUAGGCUUAUUCCAGAUGAACAGUUGAUUCCUUGGGUGACUUGGGUCGCUAGUAAUGGCUUUGAUUUUGUUCUUGCAUCUGGCAGUAUCUAGGUCAGAUAAUGAUGGAAGUGUGGUGGUUAUGAUCCAUUCAGCAGUUUUAACCACUCUUAGGAGAGAGGCUUUUUCCUGUUGUGUGAUGCUGCCAUACUACACUAGAAUAUUACCAGUUAGAAUGCUUUCUGUAGUGGCUCUGUAGAAAGUAAUUUGUGCCAACUUGACACCACAUUGCUCCAGUCUUCUAAGGAAAUGUAGAUGUUGGUGAGCUUUUUGGAUUAAGGCUUUAGUGUUGUUGGUCCACUUUAAAGAAUUUGCGAUAUGUAAACCUAGAAAUUUGAUGCUCUCAACUUUUAAAUCUUCAAUUUGUAGUCGCACAUGUUGAUACAGUCUGAAAUCUAUGAUCAUCUCUUUUGUUUUUAUUGUGUUGAGAACCAGGUCAUUUUUCCCACUGUACUUUCAUCUAUCUAUAUCUAUCUAUAACCUGUUUCAUCAUUGUUCUGAAUGAGACCAAGGACUUUGCAAUUAUCUGCAGUUAAUGAACAGUCUGAAGUGUAUAAGGAGAAGAGCUUGGGACUAAGACAGUAUUCUUGUGGUGUGCCUGUACUGAUUAAGAUUGUAGUAGACAUGCGGUUCCCAACCGUGACAAACUGUGGUCUGUUAGUGAGAAAAUCAUGAAUCCAGUUAUAGAAGUGCUGGGGCAGAGCGAGUGUUGCAAGUUUGUUAAUUAGUUUGUGUGGAUUUACAGGUAUAGUGUUGAAAGCAGAACUGUAGUCUAGGAACAGCACGCGUAUGUAUGUGUUGGGUUUCUCCAGAUGUUGCUUAGGCAACGGCAUCUUUUGUAGAUCUAGCAGUACACAAAUUGGAGUGGAUCCAGAGAGCUUGGAAUAAUGGAGUUUAUACUUUUGAGAACCAGUUUUUCAAGGCACUUCAUAGCAACUGAUGGUGCUGUGAUAAGUCUGUAAUCGUUGAGGCUCUCAAUUUUAGGCUUUUUUGGUUUUUCUCUGAAACCUGACCCAUUGCCCUUCAUAAAAUUAGUAGUGGCAUCAUUAUAAAUCCGAUGUCAUGCAGCGGGAAGGUGACCUUAAUAAGAGGACCAUGGAGAAGAAAAGCUGGGACCCCGCAGUGGUAUUGCCUGUGUGUAUAACAUCCAUUCUUGUCUCUUCAGUGGCACUGGAGGUGGUUUAUUUAAUUCUGACUAUCCCAGGAAAUGGACAAGUAAUGCUUUUUGUGCUGACAUCUUAUCUUUUAUUUAAUGUCAUUGGUAACAUGUUAAGAUUCAUUCAGAGCAAUCCAACUAUUAAAGGAGUCUUUCUGGAGCAUGGCAGCAUGGGACAAGGUUGGGAGUAUUGCUACUCCUGCCAAACUCAUGUUCCACCAAGAUGCCAUCAUUGCUUUGAUUGCAACGUGUGUGUCCUUCGGAGAGAUCAUCAUUGUACGCUACUCGGAAAGUGUGUUGGGCACUCCAAUUACCGCUACUUCUUUUGUACCUUAGUUCAUGGUUGGUUGGCACUUCUCCUCGCUACAUUUCUCAACGCUGAGAUUUUCAUGGAGGUGCUACAUGAGGGUUUUGGAUUUCACAGCUUCUUUCUUCUUUUGAUGCCUUGGAUGAUGCUGGUCACAGGGCAAGUGACUCUCUCAGCCUUCGUUUUCGCUUUUGUUGCUGACACGUGUGUCAUAGGAUUUCUUUUCUGCUUUGCUUUCUUCACCUUGCAUUCUAUUCUUCUGUGUCGUGGCUCCACUACCAAGGAGUGGUUUCGUGGAUCCCCAAAGGAGGAUUAUGACCUUGGUUGGAAAAGGAAUUUCAUGGAAUACCUUGGAGAACGAUGGUACCUUGUCUUGUUGUCUCCAUGGGUAGAGUCCAGGAUUCCAGGAAAUGGAAUUAAUUUCCAGACAGCACCCAACAGUAGAAAGUUUUCAAAGUCUACAGACCUUUGACCUUUCCAUUUAUUACAGCAUAUUUUGUGCUUAUGAAAAAUAGACUUGUCCUUGUUUAUAGAAAUUAAAAAUUAGCAUUUCUCUCUUUGGUUAUUGUUUGCUAAUCUGCAAAUAGAAAAUAUAUUGAUAAUGUCCAUUAUCCCAGUGUACAUAGCAUACAUAUGUAUGGUAGAAGUAUAUGGUUUUUUUUGUGUGCACAUAAUUAGUACAUGUUUGAGCAUAUCCAUAUACCUGAAACAGGUGAGGAGUUGCUAUCUAUGCAUGGUUUGCUAGUCCUACAGGAAUUUGCAAACGCUUAUUUCUGAGUUUACAUAAAUUUAAGGUUAAAAACUCCUUAUCUCUUUUACAACUCCAGUCAUGUUUUAUUUUACAAAAGCACCAUGUGGUUGUGGGUGAUACAUUCUUUAAAAAGUGACAAAAGUGACAAAAGUGACUGCUACUUGUAUCGCUAUAUAGCUAUCCACAACCCUACGUCGUCAAAUUAAUGUAAGGAAAAUAUCAUAUGGCUAGGCCGUUGAGUGGGUAACAACCAGUGUAUAACGCUUAUACUUCUGUAAAAACAAAUUCACAUAUGGUUUAAUUACCUUCAAAUUACGAAAGUGAUUGCAGGUUCCAAUAAUAAUAUCUAUGAAACCACAAUCUUCGAAUCACACAGUAAGAUAUUGUUCUAAUCAUUGUGUAGGUUCUUUGUAUCCUAAUUUCUGUUAAAUGCUUUGAAGCUCAAAAAAUGUAAGCACUUUUUACUGAAGCUGUAGCUCUUAAAAUGCAGAUUUCACUUGUAGCUUUUCUUUUCCUAAUGUGUUGCCUGAUCUUCAUAUGUCACACAAUAAGUAAUUAAAAGAUGACUAUAAAGGAAGUCAAAGACAAUGGCACCAUAAAGUAUAGAAUAAAUGAAGGAUAUAAUGAAUUGCAUAUAAAUACACUUUAGCAAAGACAUAUCCCUCAAUAUGUUAUUAGUGAGACAGUGGCAGGUACGCUGCUGCCAUGAGGUGAGUUGAGACACGCAGAAAGUAAGCCGAAACUCCAUUUUUUAAAAUCAGAAUUUCAGCUCUUCUAGUGCAGAGAGCGCUAUUGUGGCCCCCCUCACCCCCUCUGACGCGAUAAAGCUAUGCGUGGGGGGAGCAGCAUCAACUUUCCUGCCUCAGGCGGCGCUGGACAGCGGGAAUAGGUAUAACAGAUAAGUAUAUGAACCAUACGUUCUAGUAACCUUUCAAGAAAUAUGAAUAUAAAAGUCUUUCCAAAUGAAGGAUCCUUCUUAUAAUGGAUUAAAAGUGUUUAUUAAAGUAACAAAGAAGCAAACAGUUUAGUUGGAUUUUUUAAGCCCGGGGACCUUGCUAAAAUGUUAGAUGUAGUAAGUGACAAUCAAACUAAAAACCAAAUAGUGCUUCAACUGUGUUUGGUAUAAAUAUACAGAGAGAGACAAUAACAUUCAUGUUAUGAAUAUUAGUGAAGUCCAGUAACUAUCAAAUGUGUGUCAAUUGUACUAAGUCAGCCUUUGGGUUCAUGGCCAUUAGUGUUUUACCAAGAGGUGUAAAGGUGGAUCCUCUUUAAUAGAAAGCAAGAGUUGUCAUUGGGGAAUCUCUUUUAAUACUGUGAGCUCAUUCAGACUCAUUAAGCCAAAGUCACAGCAUAUCUUUUAAAUGUGACUAGUAGGAGGACUUGCAAUUAGUGCUAAUAUGGGGGGGGGGGGGUGAGAAGAAAGGGGGCUCCAUAUGCCUAGUGUACAAAGUUGCCUAAGUCUGAAACUCAUGGCGGCACAACACAGCAGAGUCACUUUCAGAGGAUGUGAUAAUUAUGAAAUAGUUGGUAAUUUCUGGGAGUCAACAGGGGCAUUAUUGUACCAUUACACCAUCAGUAUCAUUUUAAAUUGAAAUAAUGUUUUUCAGUGCAACAUGGAUAAGAAACUGUUCUUCUCUCAGUUAUUAGACCUCCUUAUUACUAUUUUUUUAGUAGGUUACCACCAAUAGUUUGAGAAAUACAGAGGCAUUUGAAAAUGGCAAGGACAUUCUGGGGCUCAUACACUAAGAUAAUUAAGUUUGAUCAGUCUACUACAAGUUAGAAAGUAAAAGCAAAUAUCUACACUUGCUAUGAGUUACUGCGCUCUUGUAUUUAGCACUCAUGUUAAUUACUCCAUGUCCCAACUUCCCAACACACAUGUAAGAUAUGGUAUGACAUGAUUGCAUCCGAGAUUUCCUUUGUCAUAUGCAUGUUUAGUCAUAAAUAGUUCUUUUCACCAUAUUCAUAGAGAUUACCUAGCAGAAGGCAUUUAUGGCUGAUCCUACUAAAAAUUAAACUAUACUUUGAGAUAAAAAUUGAGCACGUACAGUAUCAAUAUAAAAGCUUUUCUGUUUUUCAUAAAGUCAUAAGAAAAUGUGACAUUUCUUGUUGCUGUCUGUGAUUAUCCUGUGUAAAAUGCACCAAACAGAUCCUGCACUGAUUUGAUCUAAAAAAAAAAAGAAUUGAAUACAUUUACAGAAAAGCUGAAUUAACUGUGGUAGUUAAAUAUGAUAUAGAUUGCGGUAUUCUUAAACAAUUUGCAAAUGGUAGUGGUGGAUCAAUUAUUUCAGUUUUUGCACAGCAGGCCCUUAGACUUGAAUUAAGGCCCAGAGCACAAAGGAAGGGGUUUGAUUGUCGUGGCUAAACAGACAACCAUCAUACAAGAGGAUAUACAUGGUCAUCUUCUGACACAAACCAUCAGGACCCCAGAAAGUGAAGAGAAGCCACAGCUCCUCUUUAUUUGCUUAUCUGCCGGUGCACAAUGCACUGACCUAUUUGAUGCAUCGGUAGAUGAAAUGUUAAAACCUGAACAAAUAGAGAAUCAUAGUACAUGGUUAUUGGUUGGGAUCAGUGGACCAUGAUACAGAAAGAGAUUAGCUGCAGAAACUUGUUUCAUACUUUCUUUAAUCUGUGCGUGUAUGCUCAACUCUAGAGGACCACAAACGCAUUUAAAAUACUGUAGAACACCAAUUUUACAUCCCCGGAUUUUAUAUUUUUUUUGUUGCAGUGCCAGGCAAGCUGCGUUUUUUCUUUUCCUGAUUUAAUGUUUUCUAGAAUUUAUGCCUUUUUGACACGUUUACCUGGGAAAUGGCAAAAUGGGGGGUUCUACUGCAACAGUCAAUAAAAAAAACUCUACAGAAUAAACCAGUGUUAGCUGGACCUCACCUUUGAACAUACAAAAUAGAAACCUAUUGCUUUAAUUAACAUGUGAAACUCAAGAAUUGGAACUGUUUUAUCUACCGAUCUCUUCUUGCUGAAAUAAUUCUGUAUUUUUUUCUUCUUUGUUUUGGUUUGUAUUUGAAAUACUGUGAAAAAUGAUUUUAAUAAAACAACAUGUAUGAAAA